GGAGCGCGGGCGGCGGUGGAAGUUGUUCGCGCAGUUAUAAUUAGCCCGGCCGGGGUCCGAGCGAGCCGGGCGCAGGGAGGAAGGGGGAGGAGUGUAACUUUUCGCAGCUCGGGAAGCCCAAGGUUGUCUCUGGUUACCGCUGCCCGCGGCCGCGGCGGGGGCGGGACGGCCGCAGGAAGCACCGACGCUCCUUCCACAAAGGCCAAAUGGUGGCAGAGCCGCGGGAGGGCGGCAGGAAAGGGCUCCCCCCGAAUCCCGGGCGCUCCAUCCUGGCUCUCCUGAUCGCUGCCGCUCCGUACUUGCGACUCAUGGAUAAGCUGCAUUUUUAAUAGCAGGUUUUGCUGGGUUUAAUAAACGUGUGUUAGUCUGGGCUACGAGCAGGUGGAUGGGACUGGAGGAGAGUAAGAUUGGUCGCUGUGCAUAUUGCAGAUUGAGCUCGCGAAUAGGUGCAGUUAAUAAUUUCUGCCCUAGUUAGGCCUGGAAUUUUUCGAACUGUGUUGGAAUGCUCGUUUCUAAAAGCAUAGGUGGGAGCCUUAUGCAGUAGUUUUCCACUUUAUUUUUGAUGUGGCUAAAAUUCCAUAGUUCGGGCAGUUAACUGUAAUGUGGGAAAUUCCAUUAACACUUAAAUGAUGCUGUAAUUCCAAAUUCUAAAGUGACCCCUAAACACGUACUAGAAAGGGAAGACAGAAAGUAAUCUCUAAUUCAUAAUGAUUUGCAGCUACUCUGUCUUCUAUAGUUGUUUUUUUUUUUCCUAACAGAUUGUAAAAAUUACACCUAAUAACCUUACAUUUUGUACUUCUUCCUGACACUUAACCCAGUGUGCCUAGAAAUCAUACAGGGCAAAAGUCAAAACCUCCACAAUUACUUCUGCAGGAAUCCUUUGAAGUAUCUAAUAAAGAAAUUAAAUUUGAAAACUUCUUGACUUCAUCUCCUUCUAGCAAAAUAUUGGACUUCUAAACCACAAGUAACAGUUCUAUUUUUUUUAUCCAGUGCUUCUAAUUCUGUUGGGUUUGGGGUUUUUUACCUAAGGUGCUGAAAUCUAAAACUUUUCAAGAUUUUGUCUUGCUUGUUAGCGUUGUGAAGUUGUUUUAGCAUUAAAGAAUCCUAAAACUCUAAAACAUGUGUUUUUAUAUUUAGUGUAUAGAAAAUGCAGUGACUGCACACAUCUCCCUGUGACCUAACAAGUACACUUAAAUGAACGUCAAUAGUGACCACCUGAAGUCCUGCUGUUUCAGAGCAAAUAGUUCCGAGGUUCUGUAAGCGGAGGAGCCCUUUGCUAGCAUCAGGCUAUGAGUUGCUAUGUAAGAUGAACUGUAGGCGUUUACUUGCCCGUCUGUCUGAAUUUGCCUCAUCCUACCUCGGUGGAUGGCUUGGCCUCUGGGAUAGCUCAAGGCUCUUGGAUGACCACGCUUUAUGCAAAAUCCAGAAUCUUCCUGCCUGGACUCCUCUCUGUUUUCUAAGGGUUCAUGUUGGGGAGAGGCCUAAAGCGCAAGCUGAGUGACUAUGAGGAGAGCAUGGCUGGUCUCUCGAGUGCCUUUGACUCCAGUCGAGGUCUGUCCUACCCCCUCAAGAGGCAGCUGGUGCUCAACAUGUGCCUCACCAAGCUGCAGACGUACAAAAUGCUGGUGGAGCCCAACCUGCACCGCUCCGUGCUCAUCGCCAACACCGUGCGCCAGAUCCAGGAGGAGAUGAGGCAGGAGAGCAGCCAGCAGCCAGUGAGCAUCUGCCCUGGCAUUGCUCCUGCUGCUCACAGCUACCCAGGGAUGGAGGCCCCUGGCAUCUCCCUGCAGCUGCCUGCAGGUGUUGGUCAGCAGGAGUCCCACUGCUGUGAGCUGCGCUCCGCGGAGGACCCCAUUGAGAGCAGCCUGCUGAUCGUGUCAGAUGAUGACAUGUCAUCUGCUAUUUCAUCUAUUCUGAAGGAUUUAGACUUUGUAGAAGAUAUCAGCCCACCUACUUGUCUGGUUCCUACUGGAGAUGACCAGCCAAAGUUUCCAGAAAAUACUGGUCUGAAACUAGAAGAUGACAGACAGGAUUUGAAGGGAGCUGAAUGUGUGUUUGGUUCCUUUGAGAUUUCAAAUUCAACCAGUUACUUGAAGGAUUUGGCAAUAGAUGACAUUUUUGAAGAUAUUGACACUUCAAUGUAUGAUUCAGACUUUUGUUGCCCUCCCCUGAUGCCGCCCAGAUCACCAUCUCUUGCUACAGAAGAACCAUUGAAAACCUUCCCAUCUUGUAAUUCUUCUUCAGCAAACAACAUUCAGAUAUGCAGAACAGAUCUGAGUGAGUUGGACCACAUCAUGGAAAUUCUCGUUGGAUCCUGAUACUUGUUUUACCCAAAGAUACUUUUAGACUGCCACUCGCAUUUGGUUUCAGGAUAAAAGCCACUGGAAUAGUUGUAAAGAAUUCUUUUAAAAGCAAACUAAAUAAUAAUUUGUCCAUAGUAGAAUUUUCUAAAUAAUUCCAAAACUCAUAAACCAAAAAAGUGGCAGAUUUUAAAAAAGAAAAAAAUUAUUUAUCAGAACUGUGCAAUCAUCAUUUUCCUUCCAGGGUGUAUGUGGAACAAUGGGCACAUACCCUCAUCACCUCUCAUGCCUCUUUCAAUAAACUUUUUUAUGUGCAAUUUUUAAUUUGACAGAAGAAUUUACAUGCAAAGCAAAUUUCAUAUGAGGUGAUCUUUUACAAAGCCUCCACUUUAUUUUUAAUAUCAGAGUCUAUGCCAAGCUGGCAUCUGUCAAGUUGCAGAGUUAGAUUGUGUGGAUUGCAGACACGUUCUUAGAGAUGGGUAUAUUUUAAAAAUGAGACACGCUUUGCUUUCUUUUGGUCAGAAAAGCAGAUCAAGACACUUACCAACAAAGUCUCUUGCAUUUUCUAAAGCAUUCAGAACUAUUUAUUUUUGUAAAUUUUAUAGUCUUUCUACAUUUUACUACGUUAUUUCAUCAUAGUUCAAAUAUAAUGGACUUCUAGUUGGAUGUGUUUAGCACUACCUCUGAGCUGAAAUGCUUUAACUCUUUCCAGUGCUUCAUCUGAGACUGCAAAUCUUUUUGUUUCUGUUUCUUUCUGGGGGAAAGUACUUCUAACUCAUUAAGUUGAUCCUUUGACAGUGACCUAGCUGAUUUGUGAAAUCAAGGGUAUUCAAUGUUUAAAAACUUUUAAGUAUUUACAAAUUAAUUUAUAUAUAGAUUGUGCAAUUUAACAUUUUUCUGUCAGUAUUAUGUGCUUAGAUUUUGAAUAAUCUUGGCGUUCUUUAAAUUAAAAUUUACUAUGUACAGGUAGCUUUUUAUUCUCUUUUGGAAAACACUGUCCUUCAACCCUGCUUUCACUACAGAUUUUAAGAUGAUUUUUUUUUUAUGUGCAAUAUUAUUUAAAGAGAUACACAUUUUUAUACCUGGCAUCGGUGGGAAGAAACGCUUCAAACUUAAAACCUCUAGCACCUUUGGAGGAUACUCACUCAGCCAACAUUUCUGCAUCCUUUGAGAAGCCAAGCUGAGAGCACUGAGAACACAUCACCCUGUGCUGGGACAGCCCUGGCCUUUAUCUGGUUUUCCAUCAGGCAGGUUGGGUUCUGUGUUUCAGCCUGGACCGAGGUCUAGAUCGAUCCCUGCUAUCGUCUUCUGAGUUUCACACUUGCACAUUGCUUUUCGGUUUGGAUUUUGUUUUUAUUUUUUCCUUCUUUUUUUUUUUUUUUUAAUUAUAAAACUUUUACUUUGUUCUUGAGAGCUGCAGCACCUAUCUUGGAAACUUGCAGUUGUAAAACCUUAUCUAUGGUUUGUUGUAUUUUUUGGGGUUUUGUUGUUCUGCUGAGACUUUUUAUGAGCGGAGUGUCGGCAGAGGGAAAAAAAUGUUGCCUGUGUGUUGCAUCUCACAGAAGUUGAAAUCCUGGCCCUGUUGAAGGGGCCAGGGUGUCACCUGGUAUUUCUAGUCUUAACUGAUGCUGUGGCACACCUGCCUUGUGCAGAGAUCUCCAUGUUUUACUGUGACUCUCUUGGUUAACAGUUAGCUGCCGACAGAAUUUGGUAUCCCAGGCCAAUGGAGAACCAUUUCAGGUCACAUCCUCGCAGCCAUCUGGGUUGUUCAGCAACUGAAGGGUAUAAAUGUAUUUAUAUGCAUAUAUUGUAUUGAUUCUAAUAUAAAACUUCUGAUCUAAAGCAUUUUGAAUUGCUGGGUAAAGGGAUUUGUUUGAAGAGUGUAUAACUAGUUCUUGAAGAGGUACAGCUUCAGAAUGUACACAGAUUGUGCAUUGUGUAUAGACUACUCUGGCUUUUCCUCAGCCUCUACUUUUGUAUUAAAAAUAUGACUGAAUAAAUCCUUGAAAUAUUAAGGGCCUUCUGCACUGUGAUGAAACAGAGAUGCGGUUAAAAAUGUCUUUAAAUUCAGUGGUGAGGGAUAAAAUAAAAAGACUGCAUCUAAUCUCUUUUUGCAUUCGAAAAUAUGGAAUGUUACUAUGCAGUAAAGAUAUUUUGGUAUGAAAAUUGUAUCAUAUAGCAAAUAGUGAACACUUAAUAAAUCCACUUAACCUUGCAGACUCUACAGAAACGGAAGAGAAGACAACUUGCUUUUCAACAUUUAUGUACUAAAGUUUUUUGUAUACUGCAGCAAAAGAUUUAAUUGUUGGUAGAUCUUUUAUCAACAAUUCAAAAUGCAAUUUUUGUACAAGUCCUGGCUACAGAGCUCUGUUUCUAAUUGGUUGCUUGUGUCACAGUGCCAAGACCAUGAGCUGGUGUGUAAUGCAGUUCGGUUAUGUUUGGAAUUAUGUGCAAAGGGAAGUUUAAUUUUUAAAUAUGCACAAAUUAAUUUUAAAAUCCUUCCAUGUAAAAUGAAGUUAGAGGCUAGUUGUGGUGGACCUAUUUAUUGUAUGUUUGGAAAUAAAAGCCACAGUUUUGCAUUUAAACCAGUUA
This is a messenger RNA of Melospiza melodia melodia, 4892 nucleotides long. RefSeq names its product SERTA domain-containing protein 2-like. Gene Ontology annotation, molecular function: transcription regulator activity. Bases 1467 to 2318 code for a protein of 283 amino acids. The record is from RefSeq and is a predicted model, not a curated record. Lineage: Eukaryota; Metazoa; Chordata; Aves; Passeriformes; Passerellidae. Gene Ontology annotation, cellular component: nucleus. The transcript has 4 exons.